This is a messenger RNA of Salarias fasciatus (jewelled blenny), 1786 nucleotides long. RefSeq names its product collagen and calcium binding EGF domains 1 (gene ccbe1). The record is from RefSeq and is a predicted model, not a curated record. The transcript is spliced from 11 exons. Lineage: Eukaryota; Metazoa; Chordata; Actinopteri; Blenniiformes; Blenniidae. The coding region runs from base 353 to 1555 and encodes 400 amino acids. Gene Ontology annotation, molecular function: hyaluronic acid binding; calcium ion binding.
ACCGGAGUAAUGGGCAAACUUUGUUCGCUCCAGUUAAUAUUUAACAUUUCACUGACACUAAACCGUGACCGUGUGUGUGUGUUUGCGGUAAAUUGCUUCCACCCUAAAACAACAUUCCUCGGAGAAGAAAGUUGGAUGGACGUUCCAUAAUGAGGCUUUAUUAACGUGGAGUCCGGAGGAGGCUGGAGGUAAAGCUGUGUGUCGCCCGGGCUCCGGAUGAGUGGGAGGGUCUGCGUGCGUGUGCGUGUGUGUGAGAGGGAGAGAGAGAGAGCCUCCACUUCACUGGAGCUGUGGCUGUGAGGGGAUAAUCAUUACAACGUGGAGUAAACAUCGACAGGAGCCAGGUGAUGAGAUGCGACUGAAACACUCCAGGAGCCCCCUGCUGCUCACCGUCACCUGCAUGUACUUCUCCCGGGGUUUGCUGUGGUCCUAUCAGGAAGAGGAUGUCACUGACGGCGAGAAGUGCUCUGAAAAUAAUGUUUCUACCUCAAAGUAUCCCUGCGUGAAGUCGACGGGAGAGGUGACCACGUGCUACAGAAAGAAAUGUUGCAAGGGCUUCAAGUUUGUGUUGGGCCAGUGCAUUCCUGAAGACUAUGAUGUGUGCGCCGGCGCCCCCUGCGAGCAGCAGUGCACUGACCAUUUUGGCCGGGUGGUGUGCACCUGUUACCCCGGUUACCGCUACGACCGUGAGCGCCACAGAAAUCGGGAGCAGCCCUACUGUCUGGACAUAGAUGAAUGUGCAGACAGGAAUAUAACUGUCUGCUCUCACAUCUGCGUCAACUCCGUGGGGAGCUACAGGUGCGAGUGUGAGAAAGGCUAUUUCCUGGAAGAAGAUGGGAAAACAUGCACCAAGGGGGAGAGAGCAGUGCAUCUCUUUGAGAAGUCUGAUAACGUGAUGAAUGCUGGAACCUGCUCUGCCACCUGUGAUGAUUUCCACCAGAUCAAGAUGUCCGUCCUGCAGCUUAAACAGAAGAUGGCGUUGUUGUCGAACAGCGCUGACGUCCCUGAGCAGAUGACGAGUGAUAAAAUCCUGACGCCUCCCUUAUAUUUACAAGGCCCUCCAGGUUCUCCUGGGCUUCCAGGAGAUCCAGGACCAGAGGGUCCUCCAGGACUCACGGGAAUGCUGGGACCGCCCGGCCCGCCUGGCCCCAGAGGCUUGAUGGGCCCAAUUGGACCCACGCCAGACCUGUAUCACAUCAAACGGGGCCCUCGGGGACCUGUGGGUCCUCCCGGUGCACCAGGAAAAGAUGGCUUAAAGGGGGAUCGAGGAGCUCCUGGCCCUGCUGGACCACCAGGCCCGCCGGGCUCCUUCGAUUUCCUGCUCCUGCUGAUGGCGGAUCUCCGUAACGACAUCGCCGACCUGCAGAGCAGAGUGUACGGUCGGCCCAUACACUCUCCGGAGGAAGACUUCCCCUCGGCCCCCGACAGCUGGAGGGAGAGCCAGGACGGCGUGGACGCGGGCUCAGGCGAGGACGACAGGGAGCCUCCACCUCGAACGGGCGGAGGGCCAAAGAGGGGCAGGAAGAGGAAACCGGUGCGAGACAGAACGGACUGAACAGGGAAUCAGAAGGGCGCGUCGAAUACUUUGUCAGGUGUAAAUAUUAAAGUGGUAUGCCUCUUUAUUUAACUGUUAAUGUAAAGUAUGCAGUUUGAUCACAGAUGUUUAUUUUUAUAUGAUAUUGCAGACUGUGUUUUGCAAUUUUUCCACAAAAAAAAUGAGCAGUUUGUGCUGCUGGCACAUUUAAUUGUAUAUUUUCAGACACAUAUUGCCCUUUCACAGCAUUAA